Puma concolor (puma) is the source of this 1752-nucleotide messenger RNA. NCBI's taxonomy places the organism in Eukaryota, Metazoa, Chordata, Mammalia, Carnivora, Felidae. The record is from RefSeq and is a predicted model, not a curated record.
AUGCAUCCUUUACAGUGUGUCCUGCAAGCACAGAGAAGGGGCCCCUGGGCUUCUGUGUCCUGGCUGCUGCUCAGGACCUGCAGGGCACAGAGUAGUGUCCACGGCACCACAUGUCCCGGUCCAGAGAGGCAGCAGGAAAAUGGAGUUCGGAAGGAUUUCAGCUCUAGGCUGGCUGCUGGCCCGACUUUUCAGCAUUUUUUAAGAAGUGCUUUAGAUCCUCAAGAGAAGCCUGAUGUGGAGGACCCACCCCCCUAUCUCACAGUGGAUGAACUUUCUGGGAGGCAGAGAAAAGUCUACCUGGAGACCUAUGGCUGUCAGAUGAAUGUGAAUGACACAGAGAUAGCCUGGUCUGUCUUACAGAAGAGUGGCUACCUGCGCACCAGGAACCUCCAAGAGGCUGAUGUGAUCCUCCUUGUCACAUGUUCUAUCAGGGAGAAGGCUGAACAGACCAUCUGGAAUCGUUUACAUCAGCUUAAAGCCCUGAAGACAAAACGGCUCCGCUCCCAAGUGCCUCUGAGGAUUGGGAUUCUAGGCUGCAUGGCUGAGAGAUUGAAGGAGGAGAUCCUCAACAGGGAGAAAAUGGUGGAUAUUUUGGCUGGUCCAGAUGCCUAUCGGGACCUUCCUCGGCUGCUGGCUGUCGCUGAGUCAGGUCAACAAGCUGCCAAUGUGCUGCUCUCUCUGGAUGAGACCUAUGCUGAUGUCAUGCCAGUCCAGACAAGCCCCAGUGCUACAUCUGCCUUCGUGUCUAUCAUGCGAGGCUGUGACAAUAUGUGUAGCUACUGCAUCGUCCCUUUCACUCGUGGCCGGGAGAGGAGUCGGCCUGUUGCUUCCAUUCUAGAGGAAGUGAGGAAGCUUUCUGAGCAGGGGCUGAAAGAAGUGACACUCCUUGGUCAGAAUGUUAAUAGUUUUCGGGACAGUUCAGAGGUCCAGUUCAACAAUGCAGUGUCUACCAACCUCAGCCGUGGCUUCUCCACCAACUGUAAACCCAAGCAAGGAGGCCUUCGUUUUGCUCACCUUCUGGAUCACGUCUCCAGAGUAGAUCCUGAAAUGAGGAUCCGUUUCACUUCUCCCCACCCCAAAGACUUUCCUGAUGAGGUUCUGCAGCUGAUUCAUGAGAGAGACAACAUCUGUAAACAGAUCCACCUACCAGCCCAGAGUGGAAGCAGCCGUGUAUUGGAGGCCAUGCGGAGGGGAUAUUCAAGAGAAGCUUAUGUGGAGUUAGUUCAUCAUAUCAGAGAAUCUAUUCCAGGUGUGAGCCUCAGCAGCGAUUUCAUUGCUGGCUUUUGUGGUGAGACAGAGGAAGAUCACCUCCAGACGGUGUCUUUGCUUCGGGAAGUUCAGUAUAACAUGGGCUUCCUCUUUGCCUACAGUAUGAGACAGAAAACCAGGGCAUAUCACAGGCUGAAAGAUGAUGUUCCAGAAGAGGUGAAAUUAAGGCGUUUGGAGGAACUUAUUACUGUCUUUCGAGAAGAAGCAACAAAAGCCAACAUGGCCUCUGUGGGUUGUACCCAGCUAGUGCUGGUGGAGGGGGUAAGUAAACGCUCUGCCACUGACCUGUGUGGCCGGAAUGAUGGAAACCUUAAAGUGAUCUUCCCUAAUGUAGAGAUUGAGGAUGUUUCUAACUCUGGGGUCAGGGUUAGAGCUCAGCCUGGGGACUAUGUGCUGGUGAAGAUUACGUCCACCAGCUCUCAGACACUUAAAGGACAUGUUCUCUGCAGGACCACCCUGAAGGACUCCUCAGCAUAUUGCUGA